AAAGGUACAGCUGACCCUUAGUCUCUGCCUUAGUCUGUACCUUAGUCUUUACAACAUGGCAGUGAUGAAUUUCUUAACCACUGACUUGAGAGAGCUGACUGGGAAGGCUGUAGCGUGUUUCAUAGCAAUUGGUUGAGAUUGAUGGUAGAUUUAACGUUUAGAAAAAACCUAAUUCAAUCACAGCAUCUCUGGAAGACUUUCAGUUAGUUAGCUCUAAAGCUAGCCCCAUAACUGAGGAACUAGAAGAAGCCAAGUACAAGGAUGUAGCCUAUGAGCACAUGCACUUGUACCUUACUGCAUACGCACAGGAUGAUGAAGGAAACUGGCUAACUGAUUGACAGAUCAAUUGGAACAAAGAUAUUUCCUAUCUGUUGGGGUAAAAGCAAGAAGCCCAACCAGAAACACUUGAGAUACAGCACUUGGAAGAGGAUUAGCUGGGAUACAGUGUUUGGCAGGGAAGAGCUGAGAUACAACAGAGAAUACUACUUGGCAACACAGUAACACCAGAGAUUGUAGCAGCUGAUGAAAACUUCUAACUGUAUCAUUGGAGAUGUCAAACCUUUUCAUUGACAACUGAGUUAUUGUACAGUAUAUUGAGAUGCUACUGAAGUAUAUAGUUUACUUCUAUAGUGAUUGAAUAGUGUCUUUAAAAAAAGAGGAAAAAUAAUAUGGAUGACAAAACUUUAGAACAGUGGUGCACAGCUAUGCACCUGGAUUUAUACAGAGGUCUGCUUGUUAAAGGAGUGCCUCAUGACCUAACAGAUAAGGACAUUGAAAAUGUCUUACAUAAUGCAAUAAGUGUUUUGGGAAAAUGUCAAGUACUGACCAGACGAUAUGAAGAGACAGAUAUCACCUUGUCUGUUUUCUGUAAAUUGUCUGAACCGAUAGACCAUUCUAAAAUCCCUAGUACGAUUACAGUAGGAGAGAAUACUUGGAAACUUGUCAUUAGACCUCCCAAUGAGGAAGAAGAGAUAGAAAGAAAGCUUAAGACUGUUCUGCAAAGGGAAGGAUUGUCUGAAGAUGAUGUGAGACAUGUGUAUGGAGGGAAGUCCAGACUGGAAGAAAGUGAGGAGGCUGAAUCCGAGCCAGAAGAAGAAUCUCAAUCUGAAAAAUUAAGAAGUUUCUCCGGGGAACAUCCAUGUCCUCCUGGAGAAGAACCUUAUGACUCUUGGAUAAAACAUGCCACAGAAAUAGUAAAGCAAUGGAAAGUGAAUGAUACAGAAAAACAGAAAAGACUAAUGGAUAGUCUAAAGGGACGAGCAUUUGAACUCAUACGUAUUUUGAAAUUACAGACCCCUGAUGCUACUUUAUUAGAAUGUCUGCAAAAGUUAGAUAAGCAAUAUGGUAGUACAGAAACUCCACAACAAGCUUAUGUCCAGUUUCUUACGACCUUUCAGCGUAAGGGAGAGAAACCCUCUGAGUUUGUUGGGAGAGUGGACAAACUGUUACAGAAUUUAGUUGUUAAGGGAUCCGUGAAGCCCAGUGAAGUGGAUGCUAUUAGAUUGGCCCAAGUAGCUUCUGGACUUUUAGAUGAUGGAGACCUACAAGUACAAAUAAUUAAAUUGGAAAAAGAGAAACAGCAGAUUAAAUAUCAGGAUCUCAUGGCAAUAGUGAAAUUGUAUGAGAACAGACUCGAUUGUGGAGACAGAAGUCUACAACCCAGCAGAAUGCUUACUGAAACCUCUUCUCAGGUAUCAUCCAUGGAAACAAGAAUAGAACCAAAUCACUCUCAGUUAAGCAUGAAGACUGACACUCAUAGAUUGCCCAGUGAAAAAUGGAAUGCUGAUCAGUACCACUCUUCCCAGAAAGAAGACAAGGGAUUGUGGGGGCAAAGAUCAAACAGGCUUGAAGCUAGAACAUGGCCAGUAGAGCAGAGGCAGAAAGGUCUGGGAAUAUUCUGCUGUAACUGUGGCCUAGAUGGGCAUGCAAAUACCAGAUGCACCCAAAAAGCAAACAUAGAAUUGGUUAAACAGAAGUUGAUGUCCACCAGACUGCCUUCUAUCCAUAAAGAUGAUGGAUCUGGAGAUAGAAGUUAUCCUAGAUCCCAAAGACCCUAAGAUAGAACUCAUUGACUGCUGUACCUGGGAAUCUUUCACAAAAGACUGCCAUCAGUAGAGGUGAACUUUGUUGUAAUUUGCCUUGUCCUGGUGGUCCCAGGUUGAUAAGCAACAGGAACAACCACAUGCAGAAGAACUAAGAAGGAAUCUGAAGGACUCAAAUUUUGUCCCCAAGAAGUCCCCUUACUGUUGAGAGAAUGACAGAAGUUGGAGCUAUAGAAUAGAAUAAUAUUAUUAUAACCAUAUAACAUAACAAACUGUAACACUGAAUGCUAUAUAGGAAGCAGUGGGUGCUGCUCAUGACAGGCACCCAGUAACCAAGUUUAGUUAGCUACAACAUUCUAGAGAAAAUGGAAGAAGGUGAAUAUUUAUGUCAUCAGAUGACAUAAAUACAUCAGAUGCAUUGAGUAUAACAUGUUAUAUUUACAAAUAUAAUCUAAAUAUUAUGUUCUAUAUUGUUAAUGUUUUGUUGUUUAUGCUUAGUUAUAUUGUUAUGUAGUUAUAUGCUUCAUUGAUAUAUAAUAUGCAUAUUUUAUUAUAUGUGCUAAUUGCAGUGUUACAGUUGUAAUAUUGUAUUAUUUAUGCUAGGUGUUACAUGUUACAUGGAAUUUAUAUUUUGUUUUAAAUGUCUGCACUGGCAUGUGUUCUGUUUAGAAGUGCUUAUUUGCUUUAUAGGCUAUAUAGAACAGUUGUAAUAAUUUCACAUAAAUAUCUUCUGAUGUUUACUGUGCUAUAAAUUAAAUGUAUUAGAAAUGUUAUGCAUAUGCCCAGGUAAUUUGCAAGUAUAUUAUUGGAAGCAGGGGGAAAUGGAGAAUAGAUUAAAGAAGCUACACCUUCUGUUUCAUCAGGCUUCGCAAAAGAGAGGCUUUUUAAUCACAUCCCCCCAGUGGAUGCGAUGUGUGAAGAAGCUAGUUAACAACUUCGCUGGAAUAGAGAUAUGAACAACAGCUAUAUCAAGUGGAAAUCAGCUAAGAUAGAACAUCAUGAAGGAACCAGUGAAAUUCAAAGUCUGGCUGAAAGCAGAUCUAAUGUCAGUAAAAGUUGCAAAGAUGUGAGUUGUUCCUCCAUACAUGACCUGAAUAGACAUCCUCCUUCCAUGUACUGAUAAUCCACACACAUUUCCUAUAAAGGUCUCCCUCUCAUCAAGGAGUAUAUAACAUUCAUAGGAGAAUGAAUUCAGUAUUUAUGGGGAAAAUGUUAUGUCUUUUAUUUACAUUGCUACUUAAUUAAAAGCCUAUGAUAAAGGUAAAACAUGUCAAUAGGAAUUUUUUAGCAGUAGUUUGGAGAGAAUUCUGACUCACAAAAUACCCAGGACCUAUAAGCUGGAUCCCAAAGUCAGGACAUGUGUGUGAAUACACAAGAAUUUCCACUUCAAAAUAUCAAGAGAGUAAAGGAAAAAAAAAAAAAGGUUAAUCCAACUCUAGCCUCUGAACAUACACAGUGAUUAGGAACCCCUUACUUCACAAGAUAAGUCUUCUAUUGUUGGGGAACAAAAUUCUAACAUCAACAUAAAAAUCUGCUUCAACUCCUUGGUGCUAUAGUAUUGUCUUCUGGAACUAUACCCAUCUUAGUUUCUAAAUAUUUGUCCCUUUUAAAAUGGAACACCAAGAAACCAACAUCAUACUCUUACCAGUGAAGAGCCUUGUAGUUAUCUCCAUUCAUCUGGAUAUUGUGUUUUUUGUUAAUAAAGACUUUAAGAUUCUG
Messenger RNA from Antechinus flavipes (yellow-footed antechinus), 3761 nucleotides. RefSeq names its product paraneoplastic antigen Ma1 homolog. The transcript has 2 exons. Bases 669 to 2057 code for a protein of 462 amino acids. Lineage: Eukaryota; Metazoa; Chordata; Mammalia; Dasyuromorphia; Dasyuridae. The record is from RefSeq and is a predicted model, not a curated record.